UGUACAGGGGCUCCGGUGGACAUCCCUGUUCCCUGAGCUCCUGCUCCGCAGUUUCCCAGCCAGGACAGGGAACUGGACAAGAGCAAGCGAGCCAACCGCCCUGUAGGCCCAGCCCAGCGGUUACUGAAAAGGCAGUCGGCACAGGAAAGCCCUUCUCCUCUCGCCUUCCUCUGUGCUCCCAGCCCCUCCCACCUGGGGCCUUGAACCUCACAGAGGGACCACCUUACCGCGAGCACCAAUAGCGCUGCAGAAUGGCAGCCGUAUCCCAUCUCGGUUUCCACGGCAACAGUGGUCUUUCCUAUAAUGAGCUGCAUCAUCCGGACUGAUGUAACAGCAGCAUGCAGUGGGUCAAGCCAGGCACCUCCUUGCAUCUCUCCCUACAGAUGUGCUGAAAUCAUCUAGGAAGAAUGGAGUAGACGAGGGAAAUGAACCAGAAGGCGUCCCCAGGACCUAGCCGUUUUUGCCAUGAGUAUCGCAGUGUCUCCAAUGGCCACCGAAGCCGUGUCGCCCAUGAUCACCACUGUCACUCCCACCGUCGAGCCGCGCAAGGCGGCGGAGGAGGAGGAGGAGGAGGGCAGGGGGGGGGAGCUGGCGAAGGAGGCCGGCCCCGCCCAGCGCUACGACAAGCCCCCACCGCUGCACACGGGGGCGGACUGGAAGGUCGUCCUGCACCUGCCCGAAAUCGAGACCUGGCUGCGCUGCACCGCGGACAGGGUGCGCGACCUCACCCACUCCGUCCACCAGGACGCUCACAACAAGCACGUGGACGUCCACCUGGUGCAGCUCAAGGAUAUUUGUGAGGACAUCUCGGACCACGUGGAGCAGAUCCACGCCCUGCUGGAGACCGAGUUCUCCCUGAAGCUCCUCUCCUACUCCGUCAACAUCAUCGUGGACAUCCGCACGGUGCAGCUGCUGUGGCACCAGCUCCGCGUCUCCGUCCUCGUGCUGAAGGAGCGAGUCCUGCAGGGGCUCCAGGACUCCAACGGCAACUACACCCGGCAGACAGACAUCCUGCAGGCCUUCUCCCAGGACCAGACUGAGGCCCGUCUAGAUGCCUUGACUGAAGUGGAUGAUUCAGGACAGCUGACCAUCAAGUGCAGUCAGAAUUACUUAUCACUGGACUGUGGCAUCACUGCCUGUGAGCUGAGCGACUACAGCCCAAGCGAAGACUUGCCAAUCGAGCUGGAAGCCAUGACCUCCAGCCGAACGAAAGCAAAAACCCACGAAACCUGCUUUUACCCCGACCUGGAGAAAGACUUUCCAGAGCUCAUCCAAAGCGUUGGGUUACUGGCGGUAGCUGCUGAACGCCUGUCUUCCAAGCAAGAUGAAUCGCCUGUCUCUGGCCAGGAUACUCCUCUGUCCUCCACCCCACAAACCAGGGAAGAAUCAAAAGCCACUUCAGGGAAGCCUCCCCUCCCACAGGGGAACACAGAGCCCCCUGGGGAGGACCUGGCCUUGGCUGAUAAUGUGGUGAUGUCUCCUAUAAAGCAUCAGGGCGUUCCAAGGAGCCGACAUGCGUCACAUUGUGAAAAUCCCCUUUCCAAGAGGCCUAUCAGGGACUGCUUUAACUAUAAUGAGGUUUCCCCCACUCAGCCAUCCAUGCCCAAAAAAGCCAUGUACCUGGAAGGCAUGUCCAGCGAUGAUACAGAAUCCAUAAUCAAGAGAGCCCCUCCUUCAUCGCUCCAGUUCAAAGGCGAUAUGAGCCGGAGCACACCCUCCCUCCUGGACCCCCCCGACAGGUCAAAGUUCUGGCUGGAGCUCACCUCUGUCUACCCGAGGAGCGCCCCCUCUGCUGUCAGCCAGUCUUACGACUGCUUGAACACCAUGAGCGACAAGAUCCACAAAGGUUUAGCCAACGGAACUCUGUACAAAAGAGUGCAGGGCCAAGCUGCGUCGAACCCGUCUCUUCAGGGAAGCACCUCUGAGGCAGAGCAACCCAGCAGCCUUGCAGAUCAUCCAUCUCCUCCUGAGCAACUGGGAUGUGCACAUGUUGUGGGCUUCCAGGAGAGCUGUAAUGAAAUGAAGAGCUCCCCACUUAACGUGAGCAGCCCAGAAGGGAGUGAUCUCACCCCACCCGACCAUAGAAAAGGACUCAGUGCCACGAUUCCAGAAACAUCUGCCCACUCACCUGAUUCCAAAAGCCUUCCAGUGGCAACAAAAGAGCAUCUGCCCUCCACGUGCAAUGGAACUGAGACGAAGAAGGAGCCGUGGUAUGGGUCUGAUGAGUACUUAGCUCUUCCAUCCCAGCUCAAGAAAACUGAGAUGCUGGCAAUGAAGCUGGAGAACCUGGCUAAGGUUCUGCCUCAGAAACCUAUGGAAGAGACCUUUCAGGAUGUCGAUGACUGGGAGCUGUCGGAAGUGAACUCGGACUGCGAUGGUUACCUCCCUCUUCGGCUCACCAGGGUCUCCGAAAAGCCUUUCCCCGGAGGGAGGCUUUCCCCCACAUCGUCCAGUGACAUAGCUCCCUCCCUGGACGAGAGCAUUGAGUCGGGGCCUCUCAGUGAUCUCCUGUCAGAGGAUGAGGUCAAUGCAGCUGACCUGAGUGUCAAACAGAAGGCGCGAGACCUCUGGCUGGUCAAGGACCCCAGCCAAGCUGAAGAAACCAGCUUGGGCAGAACAGCACUGAUCCAGCAGCUGCUCGAUGACAUCCAGCACCAGGAGAACUAUGAGGAUAUCUGGGAAAAGAUCGAGGGUUUUGUUGGCAAACUGGAUGAGUUCAUUCAGUGGUUGCAUGAAGCUCUAGAAACAACUGAGAACUGGACACCACCCAAGGCUGAGACCACCUGCCUCAAGCUGUACCUGGAAACACACCUGAGCUUCAAGCUGAACGUGGACAGCCACUGUGCCUUGAAGGACACCGUGGUGGAGGAGGGGCGCCAGCUCCUGGAGUUCAUAGUAUCCCACAAAUCAGGUCUCAAAGACAUGCUGCAGAUGAUUGUAAAUCAGUGGCAAGAGCUACAGAGGCAGAUCAGACGUCAGCACAGCUGGAUUUUGCGAGCCUUGGAGAUCAUCAAAGCUGAGAUCCUGGCGAGUGAUGUGUCUCAUGAGGCCGAGAGUGGAGCAGGGAGCCCUGAGGGUGAAGCCCAGCGCUGGCACCACGAGACCCAGCAGGAUGUCCUGGAGCAGCUGUCCCUGAGGGUCCACAGCGAGCGGUUCUCCAGCCGCACCGAGAGAAAGAGGGAGUUCGCAGAGAUGUCAAAGGUCAACAGAAUAGGAAGCAACAGCCUCCUGGACUUUGAAUCGGAGUACCAGGAACUGUGGGACUGGCUGAUGGACAUGGAAUCCAUAGUGAUGGACAGCCACGACCUGAUGAUGUCAGAAGAGCAGCAGCAGCAUCUUUACAAGGGAAACAGUGUAGAGAUGGCCAUGUGGUUCCCCAGGAAGACCCAGCUCCUGAGCAGAGUGGAGUCUCUGAGACGGAGUGCGACGAGCCUGCCUGCAGACUUCGAGGACAGAGUCUCCGCACUGACACAGAAGUGGGACCUUCUUGAGAAGACCCUGGAGGAGAGGACUGGGGGCCAGACCGGAGCCCAGGCUGGGCUGGGCCCCUGCAGCCUGCUGUCCCCCGAGACCAACGGCCUGGUCCGGCAGCUGGAAAGCAGAAUCAAGGAGCUGAGGGGCUGGCUGAGAGACACGGAGCUCCUCAUCUUCAACUCCUGUCUGAGGCAGGAGAAGGCCGAGGCCGAGGCGCCGCACGCGCCCAAGCAGCUGCAGUACUUCAAGUCCCUGUGCGGUGAGAUCCGUCAGCGGAGGAGAGGGGUCUCCUCGGUUUUGCGGCUGUGCCAGAGGCUGCUGGAGGAGCAGGACAGCAGCACUCCUGACACGGAGAGACAGGCCCUGCAGCUGGUCACCGUCAACCUGGAGCGGCGCUGGGAAGCCAUUGUGAUGCAGGCCCUGCAGUGGCAGACCAGGCUGCAGAAGAGACUGGGCACAGAGCAGGUCCCAGGGAACGUAAUCGAGCCUGCUUUCAUGGAUUUGAAUACUUCAGCUGAAGAUUCCUGGGAGUGGGAUGAUACGGACAUUAGCAAUGACUUGAUCAGUGUCAAUAUGGAGCCGCAUGACCUUGAGCAAGUAGAGAGCCAUACAUCAAAGUUAACAGUGAAAUCUCCAGGGAGCAGGGCUGGUGACCCCCAGUUUGAUCAAUACGUCUCACAACAUGACAGUCCUUCUUGUGGCUCUGGGUUCACCCCUCCUUCUUCCAGCCCCCGUGUGUAUCAGGUGUACAGUCUGCAUAACGUGGAACUGUAUGAAAGACCACAUCUUCCUUUCCUCGGAAAGUCUCCUCAGGAUUCAAGCCAGAAGCAACCAAAUACUUUAAUGAAAAGCCUCAGCAAAGAUUCUUCUUUUUCUUCCACCGAAUCCUUGCCGGACCUGCUUGGAGGUGUCGGUUCCGUCAAUCAGGGCGGGCUGGCGUGCAGCGGGGACUCGGCCAGGAGGUCCGAGAGCGAGAGUGGAAUUGUGAGCGAGGGCGACACAGAAACUACCGCCAAUUCAGAGGUUUGCCCCCCGAACCGGGUUGAUGAGCCCAGGGGUGAGCUGUCAUCAGAACCCCCUGUUGGCGUGGAUGAACCAGAGAGUUCAUUGACUUCCAAUGAAGUGAAGAUGCAGAGCGCCCUAAACAGGAGUGGUAGUGGCGGGAUUGUAGAACAUGUGGAUGUCUCUGUUUCCUGCACAAGCCGUGGCAUUUUACAAGCAAAUUACCAAAAAACGCCAGCGGAAAAGAAAAAGCGCGCUAGCAUUGACCAGCCAUCAGAGGGCCACCCUGUGGCAAUCAUUCUUAAUGGCCAGGAGCCUCUGGCAGAAGGAGACUCAGAAGGAUUUAAGCAGCCUCUGUUCACAAGGCAGGAUGAUGAGAGAGGAUGUGCUGAUCUGAAAAGUGGCAAACAGUCUGCCUUUUUAUCCCAUGGGUCUUCCCUUGAUUCCCUCUCUGUGGCUGGAGAUUUAUUUUUGUCCGGAAAAGACACGCUCCAUCGCAGCACUUCUCUGGAGAGUUGGUUAGCCCCCUGCAAAAGCACAGAGGAAAUCUCAAGUCAGCACAGUUUAGGAGACUUGGGCUUUGGUGGGGAUUCCACUGGGGAGCUCAGCAAGAGGACUCUGGAAUUGCUAAAGCGUUUGGAGAACAUUCCGAGCCCUUUCAACCACAAGAUAAAGCGCAGUAUCUCUGACAUAACACUCCAGAGCAGCUCCUUGAAGAUGCCGGCAAGUACUCAGCUCCCUCUGGAGGUCGCCUCCUCUGUAAAUGAAGACUCUGCGGCUUCCCUCACCGAGCUGAGCAGCAGUGAAGAUCUUUCCCUCUGCUCAGAGGAUAUUGCUGUCCAGAAAAACCGAAUUGUGGACUCCAAUGCCUCCUUCCGGAAGCAUGUGAACCACGUUGUGCCUGAUGAAGCAGACGUCAGCAUCAGCAUGAUUGUGAAUGUGUCCUGCACCUCAGCUUGCACGGAUGACGACGAGGAUGACAGCGACCUACUGUCCAGCUCCACCCUCACUCUCACCGAGGAAGAGCUGGGCAUCAAGGAUGAUGACGAUUCUAGCAUUGCUUCUGAUGAGGAAUAUAUCGAAAGUAGUUUUGCUUUAGGUCUGGACUACAUGAAAAAUGAAUUACAGAACUGGAUCAAACCCAGGAUCUCCCAGUCCAAGGAAAAGAAUGAGCUGGGUGACGAGCUACAGUGUGGGGCCCUUUCCCGUGAAAAUAUCACCUCCUCCUUCACAGCGAAUGAGCGGCGGUUUUUAAACAGAUCGGCCCUCAAACUGUUGGAAGCCAACGCCAAUGGUAAGAGUGACUCACUUCGCCCAAAGGCCUCAGACAUCAGCAAGGUGUCCCAAGAAAAGUCUAGAAGCUACAUGAACCAGUUUGUGGAUGAUAUGGAGAAUGGAAAUGUGGAGAAUUCUCAGCUAAAAGCAAAAGAUGCAGAUGAUGAGCUUCUGAGAGAAGAAGAAAGCCUUAUUACAAAGAGUGGCGAAUCCUUAAAAGACUGCUAUGCAUCUGAUUUAGGUACUGGUAGCUCCGUGGGCGUGGUCACGGGUGCUAAAUCCUUUCAAUGUGACCUGCUGUCCACACAGCCCAAAGAGUCUUCUCUGGAAUGUCAGCUAAGUGGAGAAAUUCCAUGUUGCAGCUCUGACAGAGAGCCUUCUUCAGUGUUACCUAUGAGUAACCGCCAAGGGUCUCACAAGGGUACUGUGGAGUUGACACACAAUGAUGGCAUUUCAGACUCCUUUGCUAUCUUCAGAAAAGACGCGGAAGAAAUUAGCGAUUCCAUUGCGGAAGUCCCAUCAUGUUGCAGCCACCAUUCUCCCGUUGAGGAGGGAAAAAACGAAGAUGACGGUUCCGUGCACAAUUUCGUAAUGGAGAUAAUUGACAUGGCGUCUGUGGCUUUGAAGAACAAGACACUUUCAGACCCGCAGGCUCCCAGCCCUACUCCAGUGGCUCAAAUCCGAGACAAAGUCCUGGAGCAUUCUCAUCGGCCAAUACAGCUGAGGAAGGGCGACUUCUACUCCUACCUCUCCCUGUCCUCUCACGACAGCGACUGUGGAGAAGUCAGCACGUGUGUGGAAGACAAGAGCAGCACACCCCUGCCCCCUGACCUCGGUGACACCUUAAACAUGCGAGAUGAAGAGCUACUGUUUAAGCCCUGCACUGAACAAGUGUAUAUUGGCCCACCACUUAGUUACAGCAUGUGCAUGAGCCAGAGGACCCCUAAGUCAACUGGUCAGGGACACUCUUGUCAUGCAAAACCCAGAGGGAGUGUCUCUUCCUCACAUCAAAAUGGAACAGACCGUGCACCUAAACCACACUGCACUGAAAACCAGAAAGCACCUGGUAUUUCUAAAGGAGGUACAGCUAGAAGCCAGUUAGAGUGCCAUAAUGAGGCUUCUUAUCUUAAUCCUUUACCAUGUGAAACCCUGAUAGACACUGUUGAAUGUUUUUCAGAUACUAAAAUGCUUGAAUCCAAUAUUUCUCCUGUAAUGACUAAGAUAAGAGUCUCUUGCUCCAGUACAAAUCCUUUAAAAGAGGAAGACAGCCUUUAUAUUAAUCCUAAAAUUAACUGUCCCCAGAUAAGAAAAUUUGAUAGGGAUGAGAAAGGCCCCGCUUCACAGAGGAUGAAACAGAAACACAUUAAGAAAGGAUGUAGUUCUCAACAGGAAACGAAGUCAGCUCAUAAACAGUUGUCAAGGCCAGAGGCGUACUCGAGAGACGAUGGCAAGAAAGCUAAAGGCAGCACCACCUGCCCUGACAGCUCCGGCACAUCCGCCUCUCAGCCCCCUAAGACGACCCCGGAGUGGAGAGCCGUGAGGCCCCUGACUAAGUGACCAUCUGGUGAAAUGGCUCCUUCAAACUGCAACCCCAAGCCCUGAGGGAAGCCGCAUCCUUUCUGAUCCCUGCUCAGCUCCGUCACGGAAUCCGGAGUCUCCGUCGUCUUUUCCAUGGAGAGUUCUUCAUGCUGGCGUUGCCAUGUGGCUGCUGCUGCUCCUGCUGUUAGUGGCUGUGACUCUGACUCCUGUGUUAGUGGCGCCCACAGACUGCAACAGGCCCACUCUUUCCUCCUCAUCAUGGACACCAGUACUGAGCUACCUCAAUGGUCUGCCGCCACUCUGAGUCCAUUGUCCCCUCUCGGUCUCCUGUGCAUGGUAGUUCUCCCUCCAUAUCUUACUUCUACAUACAGGAAGCCAACACAGCUCAGCGCCACUGGGUGGUCAGGUGUCAUAGUCUCUCAUUCCCUGAGUUCACUCUUCCCUUCUUAGAUGUCCCUUACCAGGUUUUCACAGUUGUUGACGCUUCACUUUGCUUGGUUUAAGGUGGAAAACUGCGCCAGUUGGACCAAAAUGUUUUUGCGCUUGGUUGCUGGCUGGUGUGAGGCUUGCAGAAUAAGGGCCGCGGUGUCCGUAUCCAAACGCUGAUUCCUGCAACAACAAGAGGAACUCAGAACAGGGCCGGAACUGACGGGUCGUCAAAAUAAUCAAGUAGUUGUCUAUCUAUGCAACACUGACUAAGUUGGAAACAGCUGUAUUGUGUUGUGUACUUCAAAAUCGUUGGCAGUCUGCGUAACUCGAUACACCAUUUCUUUUUUAUGUUUCUUAAGAUGGAAAUGAGGAAAUGUUUUGAAAUAAAAUAUGCGUGCCUUGCUGUUUUUCUUAUACCUUUUGUUAAAACACUGCUUUUCCCUGUUAAAUGUUCUAAAAAGACAAAUAGGAAGGUGGAAUAGCAAGGUUCAGAUGUGUGAAUAAUUUAUGUAUAUAUGUAUAAGUGCAGAUGUUGAUGUAUAAUGAUGGUAUAAAUGCUUCAUUUUAGUGUUAGACAGUAUGUGUCCAGUGAUGUGGAAAAUAAUAAGCCUUAAAAGUGCUAGAUUGCAUGGUUAAUAAUAUAAAACUGGUUGAAAAAAAUAAACUUAAUUUAUUGA
Molecule: messenger RNA, 8396 nt
Organism: Lepisosteus oculatus (spotted gar)
Lineage: Eukaryota; Metazoa; Chordata; Actinopteri; Semionotiformes; Lepisosteidae
Gene: akap6
Product: A kinase (PRKA) anchor protein 6
Source: RefSeq, a predicted model, not a curated record